AUGUGGAAGCCGUCGGAGCGCUUGAUGGAAACCAUCAGGCACUAUGCCAACUUCCCCGCAACCGGUGUCUCGCUGAGGCAGAUGGUCCAGUUUGGGGAUCGCCCUUCAACUGGCACUCUUUUCCGCGCAUCGCAAUUCCUCUCCGAGGAGCUCCCCAUCCGCCUUGCGCACCGCGUGCAGGAUCUGGGCGAGUUGCCUGAUGGACUGAGCGAAAUGCCCUCGAUAAAGAAAGUCCAAGACUGGUAUGCACAGUCAUUCGAGGAAAUCAUCAACCUCCCUCGUCCCUCUCUGACUCAGGAAGUCAAAACCCGUCUGCUCAGACCCGGCCGCAUGAAUGGCCGCCCUUCGAAAAUACUCUCCGAGGUCACCCAAAACCCCAGCGUUCGCGAGGGUCAAUACCGGUCUUCGCCCUUCUCCAACGGCAACGGCAACGGAAAAGCCGCGAGCGCCGCUGCGGGACGUCGGUACUUCGUUCCUGCAGACGACCACGGCGAAUGGCCGCCUGAAUUAAACGAUUACAACCAACGCUUUGCCAAGACUUUGCAGCACAUCAAACGCCGCCACGAUAGUGUCGUGACCACCGUCGCCCAGGGUAUUCUGGAAUGGAAACGGGUCCGCCAACGCAUGCAAAUCGACUCUACGAUCCAGUCCUUCUUAGAUCGCUUUUACAUGUCGCGGAUAGGCAUACGAAUGUUGAUCGGUCAACAUAUCGCGCUCACGGAACAAACCUACGUCAAACAUCCGAAUUAUGUGGGUAUUAUCUGCACCAAGACCAAUGUGCGUGAUAUUGCCCUCGAGGCUAUCGACAACGCUCGUUUCGUCUGUGAGGACUACUACGGUCUCUUCGAAGCUCCCAAGGUCCAGCUUGUUUGCCGCGAUGAUUUGAACUUCAUGUAUGUGCCCGGACACUUAGCACAUAUGCUGUUUGAGACUCUCAAGAACUCGCUCCGUGCAGUCGUCGAACAGCACGGCGCCGACCGGGAGGAUUUCCCCGUCACCAAGGUCAUUGUCGCUGAGGGCAAGGAAGACAUCACAAUCAAGGUCUCAGAUGAGGGCGGUGGUAUCCCCCGCAAACCCCCCAACCUCGACCCAGACUUCGACAAGAGUGAUUUCAAGGCCCCAAUGGCUGGCUUUGGUUACGGCCUUCCAAUCAGUCGGCUGUAUGCACGCUACUUUGGUGGUGAUCUGAAGCUGAUCAGUAUGGAGGGAGACGGCCGGGUCCGGAUCACGACCUCGCAUCGCCUGCAUCCGUACGGUGAACCGGAUAACCAACCCGCACCAUCUCGAGGACUGACGCUCAUGAAUGUCCAGGCGCACCACUCGCGCAUGCGCGGCCGAGAGGUCUCGAUGCGCAAGCAGGUCGGAGACGCAGAAAGCCUCGUCCACACGGAGCCGCGGCGGAAAGAGGAAGAGGAAAUGUAA
Penicillium chermesinum is the source of this 1422-nucleotide messenger RNA. RefSeq names its product alpha-ketoacid dehydrogenase kinase family protein. The transcript has 5 exons. The coding region runs from base 1 to 1422 and encodes 473 amino acids. Gene Ontology annotation, molecular function: pyruvate dehydrogenase (acetyl-transferring) kinase activity. The record is from RefSeq and is a predicted model, not a curated record. NCBI's taxonomy places the organism in Eukaryota, Fungi, Ascomycota, Eurotiomycetes, Eurotiales, Aspergillaceae. Gene Ontology annotation, biological process: regulation of glucose metabolic process; protein phosphorylation. Gene Ontology annotation, cellular component: mitochondrion.